Molecule: messenger RNA, 1245 nt
Organism: Endocarpon pusillum Z07020
Lineage: Eukaryota; Fungi; Ascomycota; Eurotiomycetes; Verrucariales; Verrucariaceae
Exons: 4
Coding region: 1-1245 (414 amino acids)
Biological process (GO): protein transport
Source: RefSeq, a predicted model, not a curated record
AUGCCCUCCACAUCCUCACAAACAUCCCUCCCCCUUCCCUCCCCCUCAGAACAAUCAGCCAUCACCACUAACCCCCUCACCCCCCUUCCCCAGCUCAAACUCAAAUCAACACUCCGCCUCCUAAUCCCACGUCUACGCAUGGCGCAAAAAAAAGACACCGCCGUGUCCAUCUCGUCUCGGCGCGAGAUGUCCGUCCUCCUAUCCCAAAACCGCGAGGCCUCGGCACGCAUCCGCGUCGAGAACAUCAUCCAAACCGACAUCUGCGUCGAGCUGAUGGAGAUCCUCGAGCUAAAGACAACAAUAGCGCCAGCAUUGUCCGGCCUCCUAGCCCAAAACCGCGAGGCCUCGGCACGCAUCCGCGUCGAGAACAUCAUCCAAACCGACAUCUGCGUCGAGCUGAUGGAGAUCCUCGAGCUGUACGCCGAGCUGCUGCUGGCGCGCGCGGCGCUGCUUGACGCGCGCGACAAGAACCAGAAAGACAACAAUAGCGCCAGCAUCGCGGAUUCCGCGAUUGGCCCGGAUACGGGGCUUGAGGAGGCGGCGGCGGCGAUCAUCUAUGCGGCGCCGAGGCUGCCGCGCGAGGUGAGGGAGCUCGGCAUCGUGAGGGGGUUGCUGGUCGAGCGGUUGGGGAAGGAGUUUGCGCUCAAGGCGAAUAUCGAGGGGGGUGGGGGGGUCGUGCCGAAGCGCGUCGUGGAGAAGCUGCGGGUGCAGCCUCCGGGCGAGGAGUUGGUCGAGGCGUAUCUCAGGGAGAUUGCGCGCACUUAUGGGGUGGAGUGGCCGAAGAGCCAGGAGAGGGAGCGGGAAACGGAAAUGGGCAUCCUCGCGAACGAGGUUGCCGACGAAGAAGAAGCAUCGCAGAGUCGGAAUCCAGGAGCGGAUGAUGACGACGGCAGCAGCGGAGGAGGAGGAGGAGACAGAAUCACAGCCGCCCUCUCCACACCCAUCAAGCCCAAAUCCACCCACAGAGCAGGUCCAGGCACCGCCUUCUCGCGAGAAGAACUCACCCGCGCCACUCCACCCCGCGACCUCGCGCCCCAGGGUGCAAAGAGUCCCAUCUCCGUGGCGCCUCCGGCUCCGCGGUCGGAUAACCCGAGUCCGAAGGUCAAGAUCCCGGGGGGAGAGGAGACGACGACGGGAUCAGCACCAGCGGCAGCAGCGGCGACGAAGGCCAAGAACGUGGUGGUGGGCGGUAAGAUACCGGAUGUGGAUGAAUUGGCCAAGAGGUUUAGGGAGUUGAAGAGAUGA